Molecule: messenger RNA, 747 nt
Organism: Closterium sp. Yama58-4
Lineage: Eukaryota; Viridiplantae; Streptophyta; Zygnematophyceae; Desmidiales; Closteriaceae
Source: the annotation of a GenBank genome assembly
AUGGCGCGUUCUCCUCUAGCUUCCUCACUCGUGGCGGCACUCCUCGUAACCGCGCUAAUCACGCGACCUGGCGGCGCUACUCCCCAGUCGACACCUGCCGCACUCCAAUCGCGCGUCUCGUCGGUAACAGGCAGCAUCCCCGCUAUCACCAAACGCGCUACCUCCCUCAACACGGACCUGGCGGGCAUCCUCCCCAACCUCCGCGCGUUGCUGAGUCAGCGAGUCGCGGCGCUCACUCAGAGGGUGGGCGCACUGAAUGUGGACGUGUCGGCGCUCGCUGCGCAGGUGGACGCGCUGAUCGCCCCGCUGAGUGACGCCCUUGGCGUGGCGGACCUCGUGGCUCUGCUGCCGCAGCCAGCAGGCAUGCUCCGUGGCGUGCUCACCUCGUGCGAGGGCCUUCUCCCGGUGGGAGCAGCCAACAUCCAGAUCACCAACAUGGGCUGGGCGUACGCGGUGGCGUACGAGCUGGUGGCGACGGGCAUGGCGGAGGCACCGCAGGCGGCGGCCAUCUACAGCGGCAACAGCACGUGCGGGCAGGCAGCCCCACCCGUGGCGCUGCAGCUGCCCGGCACGUGGCAGCUGCUGAGCUCCGUGUCGUGGUCGCUGGCCAAUGUGCUCACUGUCGCGCCGGCGGACCUGGCGGACGUGCUCAGCGCCAUCCAGGCUGGCAUCAAUGGCCAGCUCUACAUUGGCUUCACCGGCACCAGCAGCAGCUUGUCGGGCAAGCUCAUUGGUGACAGGUUCUGA